Molecule: messenger RNA, 474 nt
Organism: Westerdykella ornata
Lineage: Eukaryota; Fungi; Ascomycota; Dothideomycetes; Pleosporales; Sporormiaceae
Exons: 1
Coding region: 50-406 (118 amino acids)
Source: RefSeq, a predicted model, not a curated record
GCAACGACAGACUAGUGGCUUGCGUGUGAAUUGCUCCUCCUCGACCCACAUGAGUUCAUUUCCUUCAAUGCUCCCCCUCCUUCACGCCCUCACUAUACCAUCUCCCUCCGUACAGUACUGCGGACAUAAUGAUGAUGAUACAUUGAUAUUCCUAUCCAGUCCUGUUUCACAGCAGCCCGAGGAACAUGGGCAAAACCAAUCGAAAAAAGGGGAGUCUUUUUCCGGGCUUGGCUCCCCAACCAACUUCUUUCUUUUUGAUUAUUUUCCCCUGAAAAAAUUCGGCCGUCCUUCUCGUGCUCGAGACGGAGUCCGUCAUCCGGCUGAUUGGGCCCGUGAUCUGCAAGCUGCGCAGCGGAAGCACGCCGCCAAAGAGAUGAAUUACCGAAUCCCCAGGCCCUGUUGUUGAUGCCCAGGUGGUGGUGUGGUCCACGCUUCACGCUCCACGUCGAGAAAAUAACGGCUGCCGUGACCCCU